Messenger RNA from Zootermopsis nevadensis, 6276 nucleotides. It is a transcript of the gene Dad, whose product is annotated as Daughters against dpp. The record is from RefSeq and is a predicted model, not a curated record. Gene Ontology annotation, molecular function: I-SMAD binding; transcription regulator inhibitor activity. Gene Ontology annotation, cellular component: heteromeric SMAD protein complex. Lineage: Eukaryota; Metazoa; Arthropoda; Insecta; Blattodea; Termopsidae. Gene Ontology annotation, biological process: regulation of transcription by RNA polymerase II; SMAD protein signal transduction; anatomical structure morphogenesis.
CUCGUAUCUCGUGGAUCAAGACCCGACAGUCAGACGCAUCAGUUACUACAUGGCUGUGCUAGUGUGCGGUGGCUAUUAAUACGUAGUUCGCGCAAAGAAGAAAUGAUGUGUAACGAUGGAUUCAUUUCGAUUGUUCAAACGUACAGUGUUCAGGGAAACAAAUUCUCCUUCCGCACAACGAAGUAACACAAAUGGAAGCUUUGACUGAAAAAGUAACAGAAGGACUAGAAUGAAAACCAGUUUCAACGCAGUGCUAGCUCAUAUCUGUAUCAGUACGCCAGAAUUUUGUUUGCCUUCGUGUUCUGUGAUGUGCUUUGCUUGUGGAGGUCGGCAAGAAUCUUUUCGCAUGUGGCAGAUUUCAGUAUCGAGUGACACAGUGAUUGAUGGUGAAGGACUUCUGAUGUGAUUCAUACGUGCACGUAAUUGAAAUCAAGAUAAUGUGAUGACUGGCGUCUAUGUGGACCAGUCUCGUAGAGAUAAUUUGAGGCAAGUAGAAAUGUGGUUUUACGCGCUGUGUGUGUGUGUGUAGGCAGCCAUACGAUUAAUUCUAGGUGCCAUAAUGCUCUCAUCAUGGCCAAUAAUGAUGGUACGUAGAGAGUCGCGAUUGACAAGGGACCAAAAUAUUUUGUUAACAAGGAAUUCGAUUUGUAAUUCUCUUUAAGAGAGAGCAUGCGUAUAAAUUCGCCUGCUUGAGGUGUUUCAAAAAAGUCGCACGUGAUUGGCGACCGGAAGCAUCACUUGAUUUUAUAUCAGUUCGUUGUGACCCCCUUGUGUAUGAAGUACCUAUAGUGGCUCCCAAAUGCCCUUCCUCACGAGACGAAGCGACACAACCCUGGAAGACGCAGCUGUGCUCUUUCAUGUUCCGGACCAAACGGAACACUUUAGCUAGACGCCUCUGGAAGGCGCGUGUGGUGAAAAGAGAGCAUGAGGCCUCGGGCGAAACAGAAACGUUCUCGUCUUCCCCCACUCCUUCGUAUUGCUGCUGUUGUUGUUGCAGCAGCAAACACACAAAUUCCUGUUCGCAACAGCAACAACAACAGUGUUACAGUGCUGAAAUGGUUCGAAGCUAUUUGUUGAAGCGGCUCAAAGAGAGCCAGUUGGAGAUGCUGCUAGCAGCUGUGGAGAGCCGUGGGGCGGAUCUGUCUGCGUGCGUGCUCUUGCCCCGCGAUCAGCCUCCGUUGCUGGACCCUCGAUUGCUCUGUUGCCAGCUUUGGCGGUGGCCAGAUCUGAGGCAAGACGCCGAGCUCAAGCGCCUGCCCGUGUGCAGAUCUUCCAAAGACACCGUGUACAUUUGCUGCAAUCCGUACCACUGGAGCCGGCUCUGCAAACCAGAGUCGCCUCCGCCCCCCUACUGCAGGUCUGCGAGGGACCGGCUGAAACCAGAAGAUCGAGCGCCUAGCGAAGGCCAGUGCCCCGGGUCCCUGACCACCAACGGAGAAGGAGAGGCGGGGGAGCGGGGGUGGUGCAAACUGGCUUACUGGGAGCUGGCGUCGCGAGUUGGCCGCCUCUUCUCGGUGGAGCUGCCGGCAGUAAACGUGUUCACUUCACUACCUCAUGGCGACGGCCUGUGUCUUGCCGCGCUGACGGAGGACGACCCACCCCACGAGUCCGUCCGCAGGACACGCGCCAAAAUAGGUCUCGGCGUGACGCUAAGCCAAGAGGAAGAUGGAGUGUGGGCGUACAACCGUUCCGACAGCCCCAUCUUCGUCAACUCUCCGACACUGGUUGAUCCUGACUCAAGACCACCUCCGGUGUGUCGAGUUCUUCCAGGCCACUGCCUCAACAUCUUCGACGCAGACAAGGCAGCGUGCGCUCGACACUGGGACUUCGCCACCACGGGCCCCGUAGAUCCCAACUCGGUGCGCAUCAGUUUUGCUAAGGGCUGGGGGUCAAAGUAUUCGCGGCAGGAGAUCACGGCAUGUCCGUGCUGGUUGGAGGUGUUGCUUGCGCCGUGCAGGUGAUGAGCGGUUCCUCCUCAGUCCUCGUCUCUGCCGUUCUUGGUUUGCCAUCCGUCCUUGCGGCUGUGUACUCCGGGAUGACCAAGUGAGUGCAAGUGUUAAAGAAAUACAGAAACCUCAAGGUCAGUUCUUAGUCAUUUUCCUUAUACAGCGAGAACUUGCAAACAAGUGGAGAUAAUAUCUUGCACGUAAUCAGCAGAUGUCUCUUUCUCAUCGCAAAAAUUUUCCAGUUAUUGAAUUGAUGCACGGUUUAAAACAUCGAUCCAAAGAGUAACUGGACCAUGGCAGUCAUCAUCCAAAAUUGGGCGUUUUUAUAUUCCAGAAUAAUGAGAAAGAAAUGUCGAGGCUAAUUCACAGCCGAGAUUUGUGUUUGAGCGUCUCUGCGGCGAAAUUGCGAGGAGAAAGGAGCUUCAUUCUUCUCUCGUUCUAGGAGGCGAAGAUCUCUGCCCAAGUCCCAGACCGCAGGCUCGCAAUUUAAGCCGAACAGAUUUCCUGUCUUCGUUUCUCGUCCUCUCGUCAUUUUUAUAAUUAUUAUAAAAAAUAAUGUCCCUCUGUGCAGGGCACAGGCUGCUGACUGUGUGGUCGUUUUCUCAUCGUGAUGAAUCCGUCGAGUGACAGGAGCGGAAGGAGGCUCUAUAUAUUAUUUUUGCUUGUGAGAAUGUCUUGUAUUUUAGUUUUUCUACUCAUCAAAAAAUUGUGUUACAUUUGUUAAUAUUUUUGUGUUAAAUUGCAUUUUGAAUGCAAAACCACUUUCGGGUGGAGAGAGGCGUCGAAACAAACCAAGAUCGUGGAUAAUUAAGAACCCAAAAAUGUACAAAGAAAUGCAACUGAAGUCUGCGCCUUGGGAGAUCUUGGGCGUCGAAGAGUUUCGACUUGCACUGAUGUUGGAGGGACGUGGCAAGUGUGAGUUCCUGGGUUUGGUCACCGCUGAAAGUGGAUCUUGAUUAGAAUCUCAUAGUAAUUAGCAAAGCACGACAGAAUUUUACCAAGAGGGACGUUGGUCAACUGUGGAUGAAGGUAACGACUCGUUGAAGAGUUAAUUCAGUUAUUUUAUAUAUGAAAUGAUUAAGAUAGUAUAUAUAUAUGUAUUAUACAUUAAAUUUAAAUAUAUAAAUAUUAUAUAUAAACAGUGUACAUUGUAGGAAACUACUUUCUUAGGAUAACGUUUAGUUAUUUGAUGAAAUGUGAAGUUCUCGCUUGCCUGAUUAAAAUGAACAGGAAUUCUGUCAGUGGAAUUGUUCACUGCCCCAAGUUUUGCCAAAGUUUACAAAUUGAUGGUGCGUGUACGUACCAGGGAUAAAUUGUAUUCGCUUCUCUUUGUACUGAUUCAGGUUCAGGCAAAAGUGUAAUAUGACGUUGAGCAUAAAAGCAUCUGUUGGCAUAAAUUAACCACGAAAUUGAAACUGUGAUGCACCUUAAGAGCACGUCUUCUGCUGCUCUCUGCCUCUGAGUGGGCAUUCGUACAUUACGACCUCAGUCGCGGCUUCGUUCUUUAGCAACAGAUUCUGCAUUGCACCUCUCAUUCCGUGAAAUGAUGGUGAUGAGACUAGGAACAGUGAACUUCAUUGGGAUCAGUUGGGGAAACGAGAGCAAAGUAAUUCUGUAUUCGUUCGAGGGAUGAAAACAUUUUCAGCCACAUUCAAAGUGGCAAAAGAUUGAGUCAAAAACAGUUUAUUUGUCAUUUUGCCCUCAGUUUGCCAUUCAAAGAAACCUCCCAGUAACAGCAAAGAGUGUCGAGAGGUACAGACGCAGUCCAGCAUUCUAAAUCCUGAUGAUGCAAAUCUUAUAUUUUUUUUUUUAAAUAACACGUUUUGCUUCGUAAUGUAAAGCAAACUCGUUGCUUGGGUUCUGUUGAUAUUCAUUUAAGAAUUCCAGUAGCCGCGUCCAACGAUUCUUAGCCGCUCCUCUGAACGCGGAAGCCGAUAGCGCAGGAUGCAUAAAAUGUAUUGGCCUGUCUCUGUCAAUUUGGAUCUGAUGUCGAAUUACGUGUUUAUGCAUAUUCUAUUAUUUUAUGAGCAUGAAAUUAGUAUUUAGGCAUUCACAUGCCCAGGGGCAGAGCAUUCGUGUUAGCCAUGUUAGCCUAGCUAACACUUUGAAAAAAUGAAAUGUCUUACUUUUUUGGUCCAGUGCUCCUUCAUAUCCGCUCAGCUCCAACAGACGCAUCUCGCCGGCACAUUUUAGCGUAGCCUUUGAAGCUGAGGUGGUGGUCGGACCUCAACUGCCAACUUGCGUUGUAUCGCAUUUGUCUCAAUGUAAUUGUGGCUUGUGUAUCAUGGGAGAUGAAGUAUGAUGUAUGUACUCGGUUGCCAAAGUCUUCAUGGCACUCCACUUUUGAAAAGUCAUGCUCUGUCACUGCACAUGUGAAAUACAAAUUGGGCACAGUUUUCUAGCGUCUGGCCAGCAACUAGCCCAAUUCUAUGCAAUCCAGAGGCAGCGGAUAAUUACAUCAUCACCUCUCGCUUAAAGUGAUGCGGAAACUCCUCUGUUACUCGCGGUUUGAUGGAAGAUCUUCGCUCUUAUCGUACUGCGGAGAUAGUUGAAGUCUCAUGAGAGGAUAAUCGUUUCUUGUGGAUGGAGAGAAAGAAUCUGAACUCAAAAGUUUAGAGGCAGUUAAAUAUUUUAUUUGCACAGCAAGAUUUAUUAAUAUGGAUGAUACUGCGGCUGUAACAAUCAAUUUAGAACUUUUAAGUACAUUAAAAUGCUGGGGAGGAAGAUCAGAAUUUAAACUUCAAAAACUCUCCAUAAAAUUCAUUUUCUUGUUUCAAGAUUUGUUCAUUUUGAUAAUUAUGUGGAGCGACUGUUCAAUGACUGUAAUUCAUAACCUUUAUUCUAAACCAAACUUCAUUCUGGGCUUCUUGACACGUUUCGUUAUGAGGCCACGGCAGAAAUCACGCGGUCACCGGUCCUUUUUGCCCCUCAAUCACUUUACAUCUUGUAGUAUACAAGUUUGCGCUUGUGGUCGAGUGUUCACUUCUUGCUUUCUGGGGUGACAGUUCUCCUUUUACUUUUACCCACAACAGCAAUGGAACCUUUAAUGAAGGGGAACGUUACACACAGGAACAGCGUAUUUCAUUUUAAUGUGUUAUGUUUCGGGGUUUUACGCUUACAUAAUUGAAAACUGCAGAUAAAACAAUUUCUAUAAUUCAAACAAAUUUUCAUUGUCAAAUUACAGUUGUCAUUGUAUAAAAAUGCACAUUUUUUUUUGCAUUAAAAUGUUAUUUCACAGAAUCAAUCUGUAUUUCUGCUUUUGGUUGAACAAGUACGUCGUUAAAUCAGCUCUCUCUUCCCACAUGGAACUCUUUGUCUGUGGUAAUUGUGAAUUCUCUUAUUUUAUUGUUACGGUGUUCACUUCUUGCGGAUGUCUUUUUUGCGAACUAAUUUCAAAUUUUUGGGCUUCUGCAGAAUGGAGCAUAGUGACGAUUGAAAACGUCCAAAAAAUUUAAGUUUAUAUUUUUACACAGUCAUCAGUACCAUUUACAGAUAAGUUAUUUUCUUAUGGAAGAUCUGCCUUUUGAAUUCAGUGAGGCGUAGUUCAGUAACGCAACAGGUAAGGAUAAUUGUUUAGCUGCGUCUUCAUCGCCAAAAGCUGAUCUUCCAAGCAAGACUGGAAAAGUGUAAUUAACAAAAGUUACCUCAUUAUUAAAUUCUUCAUUGAGUAUUGUAAAUGAACAGGCGCCGACAUGCUCGACUGACACGUGUGGGGCCACGAGAUCAAAUCCUGGUAAAGUAAAAUUCUUGUUAUUUUACUACGCCACAACGUGUAUUUUCUGAAAAUCCGUGAUUACACCUCAUUGUGUGACCCCACUGAAACUGGCACAGUCACGUUUGUAUUGCCAAUUGUGGCUUCAUGUUCUUAUGGAAUCCAUGCAGCAGUUCUCAUCGACGAUCACGCGGACAGACAAGACGAGCCCUAUACGUGUUCAUGUCGUGCAAAGAGUGCGUAGGAAUGGGCACUGCUGUAAUGAUUACCUCGGAUAACGAACACCCGUGUGUGUGAGGAGAGAGCUUAUUCAUUAUUGUAAGAUAUAAGAUUUAAAUAAAAUACAAAUUUCUGCUGUCAAAUAUCAUGUCUUAAUUAAAUAAAUUUAUAUUUUUAUGUGUUGACUCUCAUAUGGUUAAUUGGUGAGAAUUAUGAGAAUUGUACGUGUGUGGUCUGCAUUUUUGAUCAUGACAACACUUUUCACUUAUCUAAGCAUGAAGGAAGAGCCUGAAGAUGACUUCAGUGUUAGGUAGAAACAUGCACCUCAGAAACAUGAUAAAAUGUAACAGUAAUGGUGUUGAUGUCUGCGAUGCUGUGUAUGACAUCUUUUGUGUUAAA